AUGUCAACUGAGGUUACCUCUGAUAGUGCUGUCGCGGCAGCCCCUCUCGUAGAUACUGUGGAGGAAGCGGAGACCCAACGAAUCAUGGACUUCUUCGAAGCUCUCGAACUGGAAUGCACCAGUGGAAAGUUCACAGACGCCGUGUCCAAGUUCAUAUUCGACCAUGCUGAUACCUUCGACGACCGCGAGUUGGACAAAGAUAUUCCGUUGGAUUGGUACAACAUUUUUCAAGAAUAUCAGACCCUCAUUGAGAACGAGAUAAGAUGUGUAUUGAAAGCCCAUGAAAUCUCAGAUGAGGAGUUCGCUACCUACAUAGAGGUUAUCACUGAGAAAGGUGCGGCAGGCAACUUUUCGUCAUUCCCUGCCAUGAAAUGGGUCGACAUCGAUGUGAAAUUGCCAAAACUCGUUAGUGCGAACGGUGUUUAUACGACGGGACUAUUCGCUAUCGAUUACAUCACAGCUGCUCUCGAUUUCGAGGACUUUUGUGUGAUGAUGUUCCAGCAUAAGGUGAUGGUAGCAUUUGAGGUUCCCGAUGAUAGUGAGGAGCUUCCUUCCGGAGGAGUGAGGAAGUGA
Messenger RNA from Perkinsus marinus ATCC 50983, 573 nucleotides. RefSeq lists its product as hypothetical. The record is from RefSeq and is a predicted model, not a curated record. The transcript has 6 exons. Lineage: Eukaryota; Perkinsozoa; Perkinsida; Perkinsidae. Bases 1 to 573 code for a protein of 190 amino acids.